AUGGAAGAAGUUCUUACAUUCUUUCAAGAAAAUGCUAAUGUUAAGGUUCAUCCUGCUGUUCAUUUAAAGUUGGAUAACGGAGCUGAUGGUCGUAAAGGCUACGGAUUAAAUAUUAAUCUACAAAAAGUCCAGGGUUUAUCACAUAAAAAUGACGACCUGAUAUUAUUAAGGAUCCCUCAUAACUCAACAUUUAAUAUUGAGACCACUUUACGGUUAGUGAGGGAUUCAUCUCAAUUCACAUCAACUAAAGCUUUCGAAAAGACAGACAAAAUCCGUCAAGAAAUGUUUAAGAAAUUCAAAGAAGAGUUAGUAAGGAAAAGUUUUCAGUAUUCUGAAACGAUUUUUAUGACAUUUUAUUUUAUUCUAUUUGAUUGCCUUAAAACAAUGUACGAUCUUCCCAAAAUUUUAACAUAUUAUUUGAAUACGGUAUUAUUACCUACAAGAAUUAAUAAUAUUUCCUUAUUUGACAAAUAUUUAUUAAGUACUUAUUAUCAAUAUUCUAUACCAACUGUCACUGAAGAAACUAUUGAAAAACUAUAUUCCUUUUUCGCGGACAAUUUUCCUAAUCAAAUCGUUUCAAUGGGAAGCAUUCGACAAAUAUAUGGAGCUAUAAUAUCAAGGUGUUUGGAAAUUCCUCAAGAAAUCAAUCGUGAAUUAGAUGAUUGUACCGUCAUGACAACAUUAGUACCUAUCUUAGAUUUUGUUAAUCAUGAUAUAAAUUUGAAAAAUGCCCAUUACGAUAUUGAUCGGGAGACAAACGACGUCAUCUUAAUAUUAGAAAGAAGUGCCUUAGAGAAGUAUAAACGAACCAAUGUACGAGACAUCGAAAUAUUUAUUGAUUAUGGCCAAACCGAAAAUGUGCUACCAUUCGCACUUACUUACGGCUUUUUCCCAUCCUUGAAAACAUCACAAUAUGAAGUAUGGAACAUCUCUUUCGAUCGUGAUUUUCUGAAGAAUAGCAAGGGAUCCCUACAAAAUGGCAAUCUUCGCCUUUUCUACAAAUGGUUUGGAAUUAAUCCGGUUAUUCAACUAGUGCGAAUAAAGGAAAAAUCAGUCUAUUCUCAAUGGUAUAUUAAUGAUUCAUCACAUAACUUUAUUGAUUUAUUACUACCUUUCCUCCCUUCCUUCGAAGGUAAUUCAGGCUCUUGUUGGAAAUAUGACCCGGAAACAGAUAGCACUUUCACCUACUUUUGUUGCCAUAAUGAUACAUCAAAAGUCAAAAGUAAUUCAGAAGAGGACUCAAUAGUAACGGCUUUCAAGAAAGCUAUCGAGAACAAAGAACAAGAUGGGAAUGAUAUAAUGAACAUGCCUCCAUUAGCAUGGUCUUUUUCAUUCUACUCUAAGGAUCAUAAUAAGAUAUGCCAAGAGGUAGUCUCUAAAAAUGAAGCCAUUGGUAUUUUACAGGACUGUUUAGAGGAUGAUAUGUACCUUCAGGCAAUAUCAAGUUUUCUAAAUUUUUUGAAAGAUUAUAUAAUAUGGAGGAUUGGAAAAUUAGAGGAAGGUAUCUUGGCUCAAAAUUCGAUUCCUGGGGCCGAGUCAGUUUCAUUCCAGUUACACAAUUACGAAUUGUCUAUUUUAAGAGAAACGCAGUUUGCACUCAGCUCAAAUUCCGAGAACUUUACUAGUGAUUGUAACAUCGAACUGACUGGAGCGAUAGACAGAUACCCUCCUCCUUUAAAGUCUUCCCCCCACUGA
Messenger RNA from Naumovozyma dairenensis CBS 421, 1695 nucleotides. RefSeq names its product cytochrome c lysine N-methyltransferase (gene CTM1). The transcript has a single exon. Bases 1 to 1695 code for a protein of 564 amino acids. NCBI's taxonomy places the organism in Eukaryota, Fungi, Ascomycota, Saccharomycetes, Saccharomycetales, Saccharomycetaceae. The record is from RefSeq and is a predicted model, not a curated record.